Molecule: messenger RNA, 504 nt
Organism: Cinclus cinclus
Lineage: Eukaryota; Metazoa; Chordata; Aves; Passeriformes; Cinclidae
Gene: EMP2
Product: epithelial membrane protein 2
Exons: 4
Coding region: 1-504 (167 amino acids)
Cellular component (GO): plasma membrane
Source: RefSeq, a predicted model, not a curated record
AUGCUGAUUCUCCUGGCCUUCAUUAUCGUGUUUCACAUAACCUCAGCAGCACUGCUGUUCAUCUCAACUAUCGACAAUGCCUGGUGGGUGGGAGAUGACUUUUCUACAGAUGUCUGGAGAAUGUGUGACACGAAUACGAGCACCUGUAUGGCUAUCACUGAUGAGUUCAAUGAGUAUCAAUCAAUUCAGGCUGUUCAGGCCGCCAUGAUCCUGUCUACAAUUUUCUGCUGUGUGGCAUUUCUGGUUUUCAUUCUUCAACUCUUCCGUCUAAAGCAAGGAGAAAGAUUUGUGUUAACCUCUAUUAUCCAGCUCCUGUCAUGUCUGUGUGUUAUGAUUGCAGCUUCCAUUUACACAGACAGGCAUGAAGACCUGCACCAGAGCCAUGGAUAUAGAAUGGAAGUUUCCAAAGGCCAAUAUGGCUAUUCCUUUGUCUUAGCCUGGAUUGCAUUUGCCUUCACCCUGAUCAGUGGAGUGAUGUACUUAGUAUUAAGGAAGCGUAAAUAA